UCCAAAUCUGUGGUGCAUAGAAACUGAAUGCUGCUUCUCCUCGUCUGGUUCAUGUGCUUGUCAUCAUCCUGGGAUAUUUAAUGUUCUGUGCAGAGAGCUAAUAAUUAGUCACUCACAUGAGUCAUAGAAUAUUUAGUAGAUUAUUAUAGGCGCCAUGUUUUCUCACUGUGCAGAGAUUUGACCAGUUGAAAUGCCUUUUGCGGCUCUGCCUAUAAAUCUUCAAAGUUAAUUAAUAAACAAAAAUUAGUAAAUAUAACUUAAUACAAGGAGAUAAACUUGCGUACACAAUCUGACAUAUUUGAAUGAAUGAAGGUCGGUAUGUUAAUUAUCUCCUUUUGACUUUAAUACUUUUUUUUUCCUUCACUUCUUCAGUUUAAAGCCUCUGGAUAUUGAAUUCAUGAAGAGGCUCCACGACAAAGUCAACGUCAUUCCUCUUAUUGCGAAAGCAGACACACUGACCCCCGAGGAGUGUCAGCUGUUUAAGAAGCAGAUCAUGAAAGAGAUUCAGGAGCACAAAAUAAAGAUUUAUGAGUUCCCCGACACMGAGGACGACGAGGACAACAAGCUCAUCCGAAAGAUCAAGGUAAUUGUUAUUAUAGGGUCAUUAUUGCAUAUCACUGCAACUUCUGAUACAACUUUUUAAAUUUAGUAGCACCAUGGUGACAAAAAUAUGUUAAG
Molecule: messenger RNA, 678 nt
Organism: Poecilia reticulata (guppy)
Lineage: Eukaryota; Metazoa; Chordata; Actinopteri; Cyprinodontiformes; Poeciliidae
Source: RefSeq, a predicted model, not a curated record